Filobasidium floriforme is the source of this 1402-nucleotide messenger RNA. RefSeq names its product putative kynurenine 3-monooxygenase. Gene Ontology annotation, molecular function: FAD binding; monooxygenase activity. The transcript has 2 exons. The record is from RefSeq and is a predicted model, not a curated record. Lineage: Eukaryota; Fungi; Basidiomycota; Tremellomycetes; Filobasidiales; Filobasidiaceae. The coding region runs from base 31 to 1305 and encodes 424 amino acids.
AACUCACAACAUCGACAACGACCAUCCACGAUGACCCUCGCCCUAGCCCGCCCCCACGUCAUCAUCGUCGGUGCCGGCCUCGCUGGACCCGCCCUCGCUUCGGCUCUCGCAGGCCGAGGAAUCCGCUCGACCGUCCUCGAACGACACCCUAAACCCCAGAACAUCGGCGGUGUCAUCCUCGUCGCCCCCAACGCCAUGCGCGUCCUCGAUAAGCAGGUCGGCAUCGAACCUCGUCUUCGAGCGGCUGGCUGUACGUACGACGCCAUCGACAUCUACACCGAAGGCUCUGGCUCGCUCAAUCGGGUCGGGGGGUUCAUGACGUCGAACGGGAACGUCCGCGGGUUGACCAUCGCCCGGCCCGUCCUUCAAAACCUGUUGCUGGAUCGAUGUCAGGAAUACGACGAUGGAAGGAUUACGAUCAGGUAUUCGAGUAGACUCGCUCGGAUUCAGGAAGACAAGGACGCCGUGACUGCCGUUCUCGAGGACGGUACCGAGAUCAAAGGUGACAUCCUUAUCGGCGCCGACGGUAUCGGGUCUCUUGUCCGCCAACACAUCCUCGGCGAAACCCCUGUCCAACCAAAGUACAGCGGCGCCGUCUCCCUCGGUAGCGUUCUUCGCCGAGACCAAGUCCAACUCCCAGCUACAAUGCAGCUCCCCGCCUUCUUCUACACUCGUUCCGGUACGAUCCUCCUCUUUGCCAUGGACGACGACACCAUCCAAUGGGCUACCACCAGCCCCGUCCCAGACCGAGAUCGGCACACCUGGCAGACCUACCGAGAAUCCGGCCAAGCCAUCGCUCAGCUCCAAGCCGACUGGGGUCACGUUACCAUCGAGCCGAUCGCCAGCCUGGUCCGUAAUACCAACAACGACAACAUCCGUUUAUGGGCGCCUUACGAGAUGCCUGUUCUCCCUCGUUGGCAUACCGCCCGGACCUGCGUUUUGGGAGACGCUGCGCACGCGAUCCCUCCUUCGAUGGGUCAAGGCGCAGCCCAGGCCUUUGAAGACGUCGGCGUGAUGUCCCGUCUCUUGUCCGAAUACAAAUCCACCUCGACCUCAACUUCAACUUCGUUCGAAUCCACUUUCGCCCAAUUCGAAGCCCUCCGUCGGCCCCGUGUCGAUAUGAUCCGCAAGAUGACCGCCAAAGCCGAGUCCAGCCGAGGAGCCACGUCGAGCAAUCUCGGGUGGUACGUCAAGAACACGGUGAUCCGGGGCGCGUUCAUGAUGUUCGGCAAAGGCAAAGAGUGUUAUAUGAACGGCGGGGAGGUGACUGGUUAUGAUGCCAACGCGAUCGACGUUCAGGUCUAGGUGCGAUGCUAGUACGAUACGAUAUCUUUGAGUUCGGUUUUGUAUCAUAUUACCCUUAUAAUUGCCCAGAGUCCUAUUCAAGCGAUGUUGUACAGAA